AUGCCGCCACAUUCUCGAAGCCUGGAGGGUCAGAGUCGCCAAAGCGUGGAGAUUCUCGAUGCUCAGGACACAUCCGACCCAGAAUUGGUUGUAGUUCCUACUGGGCGGGUGGCUUCGAGCAAAGGUGGGGUGGUUGAGGAUGUGCCACCAGCACCGCCACUGAUGAUUGAAGAGAAGCUGAACCUCCUCAUUCACUUGGUAGAGCAGCAGAGCAACGAAUUGCAGAAAGUUCACCAUCGCGUGGCUGCGGUAGAGGAGAAGCUCACUCCGCUGUCUCAAGCCGAAGCUCCACGUGGAGCUUUGUCUUUCAUCUCCCGCCAUUCCAGACGAUUGAAUUCAAAGGCUUCGAAGGCAGAAACCCCCAUGUCAUCUAAAGCAGUCUCGGAUUUCAAUGACAUCGACGAGCUGGUAGGGCAAAGAGUCAUGAAGGCAGCAAUGAAGAGUCGACAAGAUGAUAACAAAGGCAGUGCGAUCUACAAAAGAAGCGGGACCUAUCAUAUUGGAGCAUCGCAGAACUUUGCGGCAAGCUUCGCCAUGUCAAGGAAGGUGAGUUUUGGGCCGGGGAGUUCUCAGAAGUCUCUUGCUGUCCAAGAACCAGUUUCCGCUGCCAGGUCCUCGAGGUCCAUUUUGAGGACUGAGGACAACCCGGGCUCAGUAGGAAAGACGAAAACAGGAAGCGUCAGUCCUGGUGAUAUGAUUGAGGUUGCGGGCGCAAGCUCAGAGGCGGGUAAGUCCAAGAUCUCCGGCAAAGAGCAUUGCGCAUCCUUGCGGGAUGUCUUCAAGCAUCGUGAAACCCAGCUGGUUCCUGUGUCACCUACGGGCACCACGGGAACUAGCAUGCGCGUGCCCACGGGAUUUCAGCAGGAGGAGGAGUAUGUCCCAUCCGGCUACGGUGAGCGUGGUGCUUCCUGCUGUUUGGCCUGCUGCGAUGCCUGGACACGCUUGUGUGGCCUCACGCCCUUGGUUCAGCGGUGGAUCGAGAAUCCAGAAGAGGACUGCGAAGAUUUGGAUCCGUGGAUGAUGCUGGUGUCAAAAGCAUACCAUUGCCUGGUGUUGAGCCUCAGCUGUGUGGGGGUUUGGGCAACCGCCACUCGCAUAAGCGUUUGCAGCUCCGGAAGCGACAUCGAUCCAUGUGCAAGCGGGCCUGCGACCGACGUGGCUAUUGCAUUUGGUGCCACAUUGACCAUCGCAGCCUGUGGUGGCUUGAGGCACUAUUUCAAGAGCGCACAGAUGCAGAUCCAGAUCAACGAGCACCUUUUGGCGAGUGUCGAAAGCGAAGGCCUGAUGAGCCAUCUUCGCAGGCAGAAGACUACAGACGGCUUCGUCACUGUGCUUCUUUGGAUUGCCAUCCUGGCAGCACGCCUUGGGUUCUACAGCCUUCAGCCGGAGUUCAAUGGUCAUCUCGCUCGGGCCAUCGUCCCGCAUGCUUUUGCCUCUGCAGCUCUUCUAGGAGCCUGCUACCUUCAAGUGGCAUGCUGGCGUGGCGUGUCUCUGACCAUUGUUGCCUUUGCGCGGUCCCUGCUCUCCGGGCAUAUUCGCGGUCAGGGGGCCAGAGCAAAGUGGCGCGAGAUGACCAGUUGCAUGCGCCAGGCUUCACGCAUGUAUCAGCUGUCAGCCGCAGCCCUGGCACUGACAGCCGUGCUGGUGGUUUUCACAUCGCUUUUUGACGUCCACCAGGGCUUGAUGGCAGAUAUCUUGCCGAAUCUGGUGGUGGCAGGAAGCCUACUUAGUUCUUUGUAUGUCGCAGCUUCUGCCACGGCUCACUGCACGAGGCUGCCUUCUUUCGUUAGCAUGCUGGAUGGUGGCGAGGAAGACAUGGAGCUGGAGUACAUGAACCUAUCUCUGUAUCUGAGCCUGAGUGAGUCGGGCUUUUUCAUGUGGGUCAGCGUUGCUGCAGACUUCUAUGCCAACGAAGGCGGCAGUGCUUCGCUGCUGGCGCACGGGCUGUCUCAGCACGCGGCUUCUGAACCGUGCCGGCUGUGGACAUUCGAGGUCCAGGCUGAUUGGGCAGCAUCCACAGCAAGAAGCUUGCAGGCCGCUGGUGCAGACGUGUCUCUGGUGAAGCCUGCAUGGUCUGGCUCUGCGGCGCAGGAAGCCUUGUUGAAGGAGGCUCGGGGUGGUGAACCGCGAGCUGCAGUUCGAGCCAUCGUUGUGGCAGAGGUGCCGUCAGCUAGGCACCUGCCUUUCACCACGACACAGAGGCAGGCCCCUUGCAUGGAGAAGCCGGGCAUCCAGUUUGCCUUCAUUGAUCCUCUUGAGGCCUUCGUCCCAGAGUUUUCUAUACUCUUCACGUCGUGCCCGGAUUUGAAGUGGAUUGCCGAGGUCACCUCCCCGAUUUUCUUGAUGAAUGAUGACGAGUUGCAGCAGAAGAUCGAUCGCCUCGUCAAGCUUGUGAGCGAGAAUGUGCCUGAGUCGGGGACCAAUGAGACUGAGCCCGCCGACCCGGGCCAAGGAAACCUCCGAGCCUCCAGGGAGGCCUCACCCAAGAGGGACGAGGCUUCUUGGCUUGUCGGCGUUGACGAUUUGAGGAGCAUCGACGCCGCGUCCUCAAAGGCUACUCCGAGUUCUUCGUCGAAAGUUCCCAGUUCCGCCGUACAGGCCGUUCCGACUUCCUCGCGGCGAUUUUGGGGACCUUCCUUGACGGCGGCGGUCAAGGCCAACCAGCGCCGGCUGGUAGCUUCAAAGCCAGCGCCAAGACAGGAAGCCAGUCAUGAAGGAGAAGAGGGCAGGGAUGAGUUUGCGGUUUCUCCUGAGGCGAGGAAAGCUUUGGCAUCCAUUGGGCGCAGCCUUGAGACGGGAGACCUGCACAGUUGGGAGCUCCACAACGCUGCGCGGGGACUCACGCGGAAACUGCUGAAAGCUACAGUGGAUGAUGCAAUAAUCCUUGAGGAGUCUGAGACGUGGCAGGGAAUCCGCAUGGGGGCAGCCGUGCCAGACUUGGACGUCCGGGUGAUCCUUCCCAUAUCCCGAGCACUCCACGCCAUUCCGGAAGGACGGGCGGUAGUGGGCCAACUGGUGACCGCCUUGGUACUCCUGCGACUGCACGGGCUAGAGCCGGCCUCGAUCGGGAGAGCGAAGAGGAAGGCGACGGACCGGCUCUUGCGGCAAUCGUUGUCGGAAUAUAUGACGAAGAAGAAGGAGAAGAAACAGAAGAAGGAGAAGGUGGAGAAGAAAGAGAAGAAGGUGAAGAAGAAGCCGAAGAGGGCAGACGAGGAACCAGACAAGGAACGCACCGAGAAAGCGAAGAUCGCGAGCAAGGGUGCGGCGAAAGCCGCAAAGGUGGGAGCUGGAGAAGCAAGGCCAGUGGGCCGCCAAGUGGGCCGCCAGGACCUAGCAUCCCUGAAGUCAGAGGUCGUGCGGGAGCUGAAGCAGCGGCCCAUGACGUUGCAAACUCUAAAUUCACUUUUCGGCUGCCGCCUGAAGGAGGCGACCAAAUCCAUGGGCCAGCAAAUCAAGUUCAAGAAGUGGCUCUUGGAGAUCGACGGCGUGAAAUGGGGAGGCAAAAAGGGAAAUCCUCUGCUGACCUGGAAGCCGACCUCACAGACACCUGCCGACAAGAGAUCUCGGUCCAGGAGCCCCCGAAGAGCCCCCGAUCCACCUCCCGGCAACUUCGGCGCCGCCCUGCAUCCCCAGUGGUAG
Symbiodinium necroappetens is the source of this 3639-nucleotide messenger RNA. The record is from the annotation of a GenBank genome assembly. Lineage: Eukaryota; Dinophyceae; Suessiales; Symbiodiniaceae.